AAAAAAACCGCUUUCCCAGAAACAACUCUCUCCCUCGCGUUUCCCAGUCAAAAACUACCAUCUUGUCUGUCUUUAUCGGGUGUACUGAUUAUAUUAAGUUCUCCACAUGUUGUUCACCCAAACAGCCCCUAAUCUCAAACUUUUUGGAGAUGUCCCUCCUCCUCUUUCUCUCUCUACAACUUGCCCUCUCUUCUCUCUCCUCCUCCGCCGCCGCCCAAAACACCACCACCACCAACACUGCCGCCGCCGCCUCAUGCUCUCUCAACUUCGAUAUUCUUCAUCAGCUCCUAAAGGGCACAAAACAACCAACCCUCGAUUUAAACGGCGAGUGUCAACAUAUCCUACAAGGUCUUCGGCUAGUCCAGUCGGAGUACCUCCGGGCCACCAACAAUUUCUUGCCGCCGAUCGACCAAGCCGAAUCCUGUUGGGACUCCUACCAAGCCAUAGUCAACGAAUCCGACCCGAAAUUCGAUAUCCGCAAGUCCUGCGGGUUCAACACCAGCUGGAUCGCCGAGGGUUGCAUGAACAUCACGACCCGAUUUGAAUUCGAAGGCAAUGUCUCCAAAUCCUCAUUGAACGCCGUCGUUUCGGCCUGUAACCAGUCCCUAGAAAACGGCUCGCCAUGCGCGUCAUGCACCACCAGCCUCUCCAGCCUUCAGGCCUCGUAUCUGACCGGUAAUUCGGUUGGAAACGUCUCCGAUUGCACGGCUUACCCGUCGAUUUAUGCUGCCGCAUUUGCUAACUAUUUGGGUCCUACCGAUGAAGGUACUGCGAAAUGCUUGUUUUCUCUCGAUUUCACUAGGUCUGAUUCGAGUGGUAAGCAGCGAAAGAUUGUAAUUGUUGUUGGUGUGGUUUGUUGUGGACUUGUUUUGGUUCUGGGUUUUGGUGGGUUUUGGUAUUUUCGGCGAAAAAGAUGGAAACCGAGGCAGCAGAGGACGAUUUCCAGGACCGGAACUAGUUUGGCUUCUGGGUUGGAUUCAAUUAGUGGAAGUACUACUUUGGUUAGGUACACAUUUGAUGAAAUCAAGCAAUCAACUAAGAAUUUUUCUAGGGAAAACAUAAUUGGAAGUGGAGGGUAUGGGAAUGUGUACAAAGGGGUAUUACCAGAUGGGUCUGAAGUUGCAUUGAAGAGAUUCAAGAAUUGUUCAUUGGCAGGCGAUGCGAGUUUCACACAUGAAGUAGAGGUGAUUGCCAGCGUUCGACAUAUGAAUCUUGUGGCUUUGAGAGGGUAUUGCACCGCAACGACUCCAUUAGAAGGCCACCAGAGGAUAAUUGUGUGUGAUUUGAUGAAGAAUGGUAGUCUUCAUGAUCACCUAUUUGGGUUGAAUGUGAAUAAGCUAAGCUGGCCAAUUCGCCAAAAGAUUGCGCUUGGCACAGCUCAUGGGUUAGCUUAUUUGCACUAUGGUGCUCAACCGGCUAUUAUUCAUAGAGAUAUCAAAGCGAGUAAUAUACUUUUGGAUGAGAAGUUUGAGCCCAAAGUGGCUGAUUUUGGGCUUGCAAAGUUUACACCAGAGGGGAUGACACAUUUGAGCACUAGAGUAGCUGGGACAAUGGGCUAUGUGGCCCCUGAGUACGCUUUAUAUGGGCAGUUGACAGAGAGGAGCGAUGUUUACAGCUAUGGAGUAGUGUUUCUUGAGCUUUUGAGUGGGAAGAAAGCGCUUAUGGCGGUUAAUGAAGACCAACCCACUCUUGUGACUGAGUGGGCGUGGUCAUUAGUGAGGAAAGGGAGAGCUUUAGAUGUGAUUGAAGAUGGUAUGAGAGAUUUGGGUCCUCCAGAAGUUAUGGAGAAGUAUGUGUUGGUUGCAGUACUAUGUUCUCACCCACAGUUAUAUGCUAGGCCGACAAUGGACCAAGUUGUGAAGAUUUUAGACACAGAUUUACCAGUUCCAUCUAUCCCUGAAAGACCGAUUUCUCUGAUUGCGAAUAUUGAUGAUAUUGAGAGAACAACGAGCAGCAGUGGUGGUGGUGGUGGUUCGAGUAAUCUGUCAAGUUCUUGUGGAUACCAUUCAUACACGGUUGAGAUUGACCGGCCUUCUUCUUCUAAACAGAAACAAGGAGAGGAAAUUUCAGGUGGCAGAUGAAAAUUGAGGUGAUUCAGAGGAUGGUUGGUUGGUUGGACCACUUGGAAGUCUUGAAUGAUUCUUUUUGCUACCAGUUGUAUUGUUCAUCUUUGAUUCAUUUGUUAAUGGAGAUUGUGUGGUUCCUGAAUUUGGAAUCCCAACUCCCACUGUAAAGUGAAAUAUAGGUGUAUAGCCCCAGUUGAUUUUAUUUUUUUAUUUUUACUUAAAAAGAUUUAGGAAAUAUAGAGCAUGAUUUUUAGAAGUAGCUUUGUUUGGAAGGCCUUAAGGUCUUGCAUUGGCGAUUCUGCAAGCAUAUUGUUGGGUUAUUCUUUCUUUGGGUGUACUAUACCUUUUAGGUUAUUGAUUUGUUAUAAUCUUUUUUUGGAUGUUCUUACCA
Molecule: messenger RNA, 2457 nt
Organism: Camellia sinensis
Lineage: Eukaryota; Viridiplantae; Streptophyta; Magnoliopsida; Ericales; Theaceae
Product: putative LRR receptor-like serine/threonine-protein kinase RKF3
Biological process (GO): protein phosphorylation
Molecular function (GO): ATP binding; protein kinase activity
Source: RefSeq, a predicted model, not a curated record